AUGAAGAUCUCGACGUCUUGGCCAUCCUUGCUGGCCACGAUGACUUGGCUCAGCGGCGCCAGAGCAGACAAUCCCAUUGUUCAAGACAUCUACACCGCAGAUCCAGCACCACUAGUCUACGGUGACCGUGUCUACCUAUUUACCGGACACGAUGAAGACAAUGCCACCACCUACGACAUGCGCGACUGGCGCUUGUUCUCGUCCGCCGACAUGGUCAACUGGCAACACCAUGCGUCACCCAUGAGCCUGGCUACUUUUACCUGGGCUUCAGACAGGGCCUGGGCCGGCCAGGUGAUUGCCCGCAACGACAAGUUUUACUACUACGUCCCCGUUAGGCACAGCGGCGGCCGCAUGGCUAUUGGGGUCGGCGUGAGCGAUAGCGUCACUGGCCCCUAUGAGGACGCCAUUGGAGGUCCCCUCGUUGAGAACGGGGAGAUUGAUCCCACCGUCUUCAUUGACGACGACGGCCAGGCUUACUUGUAUUGGGGCAAUCCGAACCUCUGGUAUGCCAAGCUCAAUGAGGACAUGAUAUCCCUCAGUGGCGGCGCCACGCAGGUCGAGCUCACUACUGAGGGCUUUGGCACGCGAGAAGGGAAUCCAGACCGCAAUACGACCUUUGAGGAGGGACCCUGGAUAUACAAACGCAAUGGAAUCUACUACCUCGUCUACGCGGCGAACUGUUGUGCAGAAGAUAUCCGCUACUCGACUGGCCCGAGUGCUACGGGCCCUUGGACGUAUGGCGGUUUGAUCAUGGCAGCAGAAGGCGCCAGCUUCACCAAUCAUCCAGGGCUCGUCGACUUCAAGGGUGGUUCCUAUUUCUUCUACCACAAUGGUGCCCUGCCUGGUGGCAGUGGUUUCACCCGGUCCGUAGCUGAGGAAAGCUUCGCUUACAACACCGACGGCUCCAUUCCACUUAUUCCAAUGACCACGGGCGGCCCAUCUCAGGUCGGAUACCUCGACCCGUACGUGCGUCAAGAGGCCGAGACAAUGGCAUGGUCUGUGGGCAUAGAGACUGAAGACUGCAGUGAAGGGGGUCUCAAUGUUUGCUGGAUCAACGAGGGAGAUUAUAUCAAGGUCAAGGGAGUCGACUUUGGCGCUGGUGCGGCAUCGUAUGCUGCCUCCGUUGCCUCUGCGCUGGCUGGCGGCGAGAUUGAACUACGCAUUGGCAGCAUUGAUGGCACGCUCAUAGGCACUUGUUCUGUCCCUAGUACUGGGGGCUGGCAAAGCUGGGAAACUGUCACCUGUUCCGUCGAAGAUGCCGCCGAAGUGCAGGAUUUGUUCCUUGUUUUCCGUGGCAAUGGCAGUGAUCCAUUGUUCAAUAUUGAUUGGUGGCAGUUUUCUUGA
Molecule: messenger RNA, 1344 nt
Organism: Pestalotiopsis fici W106-1
Lineage: Eukaryota; Fungi; Ascomycota; Sordariomycetes; Amphisphaeriales; Sporocadaceae
Exons: 1
Coding region: 1-1344 (447 amino acids)
Biological process (GO): carbohydrate metabolic process
Molecular function (GO): hydrolase activity, hydrolyzing O-glycosyl compounds; carbohydrate binding
Source: RefSeq, a predicted model, not a curated record